AAAUGUAACAACUGUUUGAGAUGUUUUGGCAAGUGACUAUAUUACUAUUUAUUUGUAACUGCUUCAUAGAAUCUGACAAAUGUUGGUAAAACCUCACUGCUUUAUUGAAAAAUGUAUUUAUAAUGCAUUUUGCUUCCCAUGUGUUACGGUGAUUUGGGGAAGUAACUGAACUGAUGAGGUGGCUUUUGGAAAGAAGAGAAUUUUUCAGUUCCAUUGCUUCAGAAGUCUGAUUUGUUGAACCUGUAACCUUCAGGAAAACAGUUUCGCUACAACUUUUGUCAGGAGAAACAUCUGGCAAAACAAUGUGUCUUUGAUCCAAAUAAGAGAAAUUAAUAAUCUAAGACGUGGAAUACUAAAUUCAAUUUGGUAAUCUGAGUCACAGCAUGGAUCUGAGCUUCUCUAGAAGAUAGCAUCGGCAGCUAAUGUAAGGAAGAUUAAGGUGGGCACCAUGGGUCGGCUGGAUGGGAAGAUCAUCCUGCUGUCUGCAGCAGCACAGGGCAUCGGGCGAGCAGCUGCCAUAGCCUUUGCUAAAGAAGGAGCCAAAGUUAUUGCUACAGAUAUCAAUGAGUCCAAGCUGAAAGAACUGGAGCAAUAUCCAGGCAUUCAAAUACGAGUUCUGGAUGUUACCAAAAAGGAGCAGAUAGAAAAUCUGGCCAAGGAGCUUGAAAAGAUUGACGUCCUCUGUAACAUUGCAGGGUUUGUUCAUCAUGGAACCAUUCUGGAGUGUGAGGAGGAAGACUGGAACUUCACUAUGAACCUCAAUGUUCGCAGCAUGUAUUUAAUGAUCAAGACAUUCCUUCCAAAGAUGCUUAAACAGAAAUCUGGCAAUAUUAUAAAUAUGUCUUCUGUGGCAUCCAGCAUCAAAGGAGUUGUGAACAGGUGUGUAUAUAGCACUUCAAAGGCAGCAGUUAUUGGACUAACAAAGUCUGUGGCUGCUGAUUUUAUUGAACAAGGCAUCAGAUGCAACUGCAUAUGUCCUGGAACUGUUGACACACCAUCUUUACAGGAGAGAAUCAAAGCCCGGCCUAACCCAGAACAGGCACUGAAAGACUUUCUAGCCAGACAGAAGACUGGUAGGAUGGCUACUGCUGAAGAAGUGGCCCAUCUCUGUGUGUACCUGGCUUCUGAUGAAUCUGCCUAUGUGACUGGCAAUGAACUAAUCAUCGAUGGAGGAUGGAGCUUGUGAUUGACCCUCCCUGCAAAUGGAAAUUUAUACCAUGAAAGGCAAAAAGUGAGGAUGGUGUUUCUUGCAAAGAUUUAGAUCACGCACAUGAUAUCUUUCCAAACAAAUUUGCUGCAUUUUUACUGCUAUUUGCUUCACUUUCACUCUUUCUAGACUGAUCUUACUGAUUCACUUUUCCUUAAACAGUGAAACAAUGGAGUAAAAUGUACUUUAUGUGGCUUCAGUUUAUGGCAGUUCAAAAACAUGAAAGAAUGUUUAAGAUUUCAGAGGGCCAAAAAUAUUACUCAAGGUACAAACUCUGAGUUGUGUUUUAAGCAAAUAUGAGUGAGAGGAAUUGAAUACUGUCUUUAUUCUCAUCUUACAAAGUAUUUGGAAAUUAAACAUUCACAUUUAGAUUUUCUACUAGCAUUGACAGACUAUCCAGAUAAAAUGGAGCAACAACUAUGAAAUCAGCCAAAGGGAUCCUGAACGAAGUAUGGUUUAAACAGAAUAAAGCAGAAAUAAUAAUAAAUUUGAAGAUCUGAAUGUCUGAAUCAUUUUCUUACUGGUACCAGAUGUUUCUGUAAUAAGAAAACAUACUAGUUGCAAACUGUAGUUCAAAGCAUAUUCUGCUUUGCACGUUAUGAAAUAAGUGGUUUUCUGUUCUGUACUAUCGUUAAAAAAAUAUUUUAGAACUCUAAUAGCUGUAGAACAACAGUCUGAAUUGUUGAAAAGAAUGUUCCAAGCCUGACAACACUUACAGAUCCAAAGUCAGAGCUGCAAGCUAGUCAGACAUGUAGAUAUGUGGUGUGUGAGCAAAUGAACUUCCUGCACACACAUCAAAGAGCCAGUGUACUUGCACAGCUGUUCUGUGCAACUGAAAUGUCCAUUUUCCAGAUCCUGGGCAAAUUAGGCUGCUGAAAUCUGGAAAAGCAGUAAUGCAAAAGGCAGGGCAACAGAUUACCAUUAGAAGCAAGAGGAUUGGCCACAUUCUGGAGUUUGGGAGAGUUUUUUUGUUUAAGCACGUAACCACUGUAGGCACUGUCUUCAUGAAGCAGAAACGGUAGAGAGGAGCCUGCUCUAAUGGUUAAGACUAAAGCUUAGAGCAUGUUGAGCUAAGAGACAUGUAGUGAUAUAAUCAGUUAUAAAAUGACUACAUAACUGGUACAAAAGAGGAGAAAUAGAGACCAGAACUGUUUCAUUAAUUGUAUAGAUCACUUCUAAAAUGGUCUUGGAAGUAUCAUUACUGUAUCUCCUCUCCUCUGCUUUCAUAUACAGAAGGUACUAUGCGAGGACAUCACUUUAGCAGGCAUGGAUGGGGGGGAUAUGUGGGAGAAACAUUCUGAAAUACAUGGGUGGAUCUUUAUGCAUAUGCUUCACUUCUGGCAUAAAAGCAAAAGGAGUGGAUUUUACCACUCUAGAUAGAGCCAAUAUAUUCUUCCCCAAAAUGAUGCCCUAAUAUUGGAUAAAUAUUGUAAACUCUGUAUGCUAGGUGCUAUGCUUUGGUGCUCUAUGCUUUAUUCACAAGUACUAAUACAGUUCAUACUAAAACACAAGGCAAAGUUUCUCUGAAAAGGACUGUUUCUACAGGAGUGUGUGUUGACGUUUCUGUUGUGCUAGCAUAUGGUAGCGUAUGAUGAUGAAACAGAAACCUAUUAUUGUAAAGUCUUAUACUCUGAGUAAAAAACAUAGAUCCUGACCCAGAGGCAAUGAAUAACCUGAAAUCCAAAAAGUAUUUGUUUUGCUAACAUACUGCUUAAACCCAACAUGAAUGACAUGGGCUGCCUGCCUAUAAAAAUGGAUACUUUUAACAAUUGCUCACAGCUCCAUUUAUCUAGUUCAUGAAUGAAGCUAUAUGUAAUUUCAUAUAUAUAAUCAUAUACAUCAAAUAUAUAUGUAAGGAGGAAUUAAAGAAUAAAUGCUUCUGAGUAUGAUUCAUCAGUAAUCAAAGUACAGGAAAAAAUGUAAAAUAUUUUGUGUGUGUUUCUGUAACAACAACUGUCAUGUUUAUAAAAUUAUUGCUUAAGCUUUUCAAUAUUAGUUGAAGUGUUAAUAUAAAUUACCUGAUUUCAAAGAUAAUGGAACGUGUCUAGUUAAAAUCAGGGCUGUUACUUUAAAACUGUAAGUAAAUGUAAAUUUCAGAAACGAGAAAAUUACAAUUACUGUGUUUGUUGCCGUCCUCAGGCUCAUUAUGUGUUUAACCUUUACCUUUAAUCAUGGUUGGCGCGCUCUGGCCUCGUGUAGUUUGUUUAUGGGGUUUUAGAGAAUCUAGUAUUUCAAUCAAGUGACCCUGGCAGCCAAGCAGGAUCAAGCUGAGGCAGAAGUCCAAAGUUAUCCAAAAUGGCUCCACCAAUGUUCACUGACAUAAAUUCAAAUGUUAAAAGUUCAGGCUGCCAGGAUACUGUUUCAACGGUUAUAGGGUUUAAUGUGAAGGCCAAAAUCCUGCUUCUGUGGUAGGCAUAGAAGGCUUACCUUGAAAAGAGAGAAUUUACCUACUACAGUAACACAGGAAACUUGCACUGUGUAUUCUGAAAAUAUAAUUAAGAAUGAGAGAAAAUUCAUUAUACUUAUAGGACAUUGAACUUUAUUACUUAACGUUUGUAAGCUUACUGAUGAUUGUAGUAUAGAAAUGCUACUCAAAAAUGCCUUUUUUUUUUUUUUUUUUUUUUAAUGGUCAAAGCACUUCUGCAAGGGCUUUUUUAGUGGUACACCAAGAAUCUGGUGCAGCAGAAAAAUAAAAAUCAGCAGAGCUUGC
Molecule: messenger RNA, 3917 nt
Organism: Myiozetetes cayanensis
Lineage: Eukaryota; Metazoa; Chordata; Aves; Passeriformes; Tyrannidae
Gene: BDH2
Product: 3-hydroxybutyrate dehydrogenase 2
Exons: 10
Coding region: 449-1186 (245 amino acids)
Biological process (GO): siderophore biosynthetic process
Cellular component (GO): cytoplasm
Molecular function (GO): 3-hydroxybutyrate dehydrogenase activity
Source: RefSeq, a predicted model, not a curated record